Epinephelus lanceolatus (giant grouper) is the source of this 1796-nucleotide messenger RNA. RefSeq names its product CD164 sialomucin-like 2 (gene cd164l2). The record is from RefSeq and is a predicted model, not a curated record. Gene Ontology annotation, cellular component: cytoplasmic vesicle. Lineage: Eukaryota; Metazoa; Chordata; Actinopteri; Perciformes; Serranidae.
UUCCUCUCUUUCUGUCUGUGUCCCAGCCAGGAGCCAUAUCUCCAUUUGCAACCAUUGGAUACUCCUACAGAAGAUACUUUUAUUGAAAUCCUUUUUUAAUUUGUUGAUACUAAUCCUUUUCCAAGCACCAAAGUUUUCGGCAGGUGUUGGUACUCUGUGGGUGUCAGGAUGCAACAGUUGGCGUGGAAGAUCAUCUGCUCCUCACUGCUGCUUCUAGCAGUUGUGCCCUUUGUGUACUCACAGUCAGAUUGUUCUCAAGCUGAGUCAUGUGACCUGUGCGUUGGCAACUCCAUGCUGAACCUGACAGGCUGUGUUUGGAGGCUUUGUCCAACUGGUAAUGACACAGGCAUGUGUGUGACUGAUGGGGGCGACUCGGCAGACAACGGCAUGAACUGUAGUUGGACGAGAGUGUCUGAACUUUGCUCAGUUGUAGAGACUGUAGCUGCAGGAGGAGGUGAAAGUGACUCAGGUGAUGGAAGCAGCACCAACACAUCCCCAGAGUUCUCCCAAGCCAAGUUUGACAUGUCCAGUUUCAUUGGGGGCAUCAUCCUGGUGCUGUGCGUGCAGGCAGGCGGCUUCUUCGCCAUGCGCUUCCUCAAAUCCAAAGAGCAGAGCAGCUACGACCCCAUAGAGCAGCCUCAGUGAAGAUGAGAUGUGUGAAGGACAAACAGGCGAGAGUGGAGGACAGCAGAGCAGUGACUCAUCAAGUUCUGAUGACGAGAGUGUCUUUUUUUUUUUUUUUUGAGCCCCUGUCAUUUUUGGUUUGGUCCCCAUGUGUACCCCUGGGGGAUGGGUGUGUUUGUAAGAGGACAUUUUUCUUAGAAUACUGUGUUGUGUAACGAGUGUCUGCAUGUGUUCACUGUGUUUAUGUUCCAGAGAUAUUUUGGCUGUUGGUAUUCAUGCAAUCUGACAAACACCAAAGCUCUGAUUGUCUCAGCACUUUCAGUGAUUCUUCUUUGUGAUUAAACCCACCAUAAAUUGUCACCAAUACUGCAUGUUAAGUGUUUGUCCUCUUACAAACAACAAGCAACCGGCUGUAUCAAAUGAGCUGAUUCCACUGUGUAAAUAGUACACUGUGGUUGUGAGAAAGAGUGAUAUAAUCCUAAUGUAGACAGAAGGUCAGACAAGGUCAUAGCAGGCAUUUAAACUUUUUUCAAGAACCCUAAUAUAAAACUAAAUGAGACUGAAUGAUUUUGCCCAUUAUCUCAGCGGAUGUCUGUGUUUCACAGUGUUUUCACUGUAACCCAAAUCAAAUAUUUAUGUGUGUUAUAUCUUUCAUGUAUUUGCAGUGAUUUAUGGGAGCUUUAGCUGGGGACUCUAAGGAGCCAUUUCAACAUCUCCUUUGGGAAGAGAAGAUUACACUUUAUUAUCUAAGCAAUUGUACCAGUAAUUUAAACUUAAUGACUUUCUACAGUAUGACUUCAGAACCACUCACCUGAAAUGUGUGCAUGGAUGGAUUCAUGAAUGGGUCAAAUGGGCACAGGCCUAGGGGCUCAAAGUAUCGGGGUUCCCCCUGUCUUUCACAUGCAAAAUGUCUCACAAAUUAACACAUGCCGACCAGGAGGAGACUCAAAAUGACCACAAAGAGAUGCAAAAUAGUUGCAAAGAAACACAAAGACUCACAACAACUAUGAAGAGGGGCAAAGCAACCACAAAGAGACAAAAAAUGACAAUAAAGACAUCCAAAACAAUGACUAAGUGACAAAAUGACCAUAAGACUCAUAAAACACCUACAAAGAGAUGUAAAACAGCUGCAAAGAGACACAGAUACUCACAACAACUACAAAAGGGGCAAA